Messenger RNA from Alnus glutinosa, 1279 nucleotides. Its product is annotated as non-functional NADPH-dependent codeinone reductase 2-like. Bases 80 to 1072 code for a protein of 330 amino acids. Gene Ontology annotation, cellular component: cytosol. Gene Ontology annotation, molecular function: aldose reductase (NADPH) activity. Lineage: Eukaryota; Viridiplantae; Streptophyta; Magnoliopsida; Fagales; Betulaceae. The record is from RefSeq and is a predicted model, not a curated record. The transcript has 4 exons.
AAUAUAAAAAAGGCACACUCCAUUUUCAGACCACCAUCUAACAUUUGGAGGUGUAGGUUCACCAUAUUCACCACACAAAAUGGAUUGUGCUGCAACAAAUACGGCGAGUAAAAUCCCAGAGGUGGUGCUGAGCUCCUCCUCCACCCGCAAGGCCAUGCCGGUGAUUGGCUUUGGCACGGCCACAGAUUCCAAAGACGGCGCCGGCCUCAUAUCGGCGGCCCUGGAGGCAAUCAAGGUCGGUUACAGGCACUUCGACACAGCUUCGUUAUAUGGGUCAGAGCAGGCUUUGGGAGAAGCUAUUGCCCAAGCUCUUACUGUCGGCCUCGUCACCUCCAGGGACGACCUUUUUGUUACUUCCAAGCUCUGGAGUAAUGAUGCUCAUCCUCAUCUUGUUCUUCCAGCUCUACAGAAAUCACUUCGGAAUCUUCAGUUGGAAUACAUAGACCUGUAUUUGAUCCACUUGCCAAUCAGUUCGAGGCCUGGAAAGGUCGAGGGAUGGUCUGUUGAUGAAGAGGACCUGAUGCCGAUGGAUUUCAAGUCUGUGUGGGCAGCCAUGGAGGAGUGCCAGAGGCUUGGCCUUGCCAAGUCCAUUGGAGUCAGCAACUUCUCUUGCAAGAAGCUUCAGAACUUGCUCUCCUCUGCCACUAUUCCUCCCUCAGUGAACCAAGUGGAGAUGAGCCCAGUUUGGCAACAGAAGAAACUAAUAGAAUUUUGCAAGGCAAAUGGAAUUGUUGUCACUGCUUUCUCUCCUUUGGGUGCAAAAGGGAGUAGUUGGGGCACCAAUCAUGUUAUGGAGAAUGAAGUACUCCAGGAGAUUGCAAAAGCUCGGGGAAAGACUGUUGCUCAGGUUUGUCUUAGAUGGAUUUAUGAGCAAGGGGGGACUCUUGUGGUGAAGAGCUACAACAAGGAGAGGUUGAAGGAGAACCUGCAGAUCUUUGACUGGGAACUAUCAGAGGAUGACUGUAACAAGAUCAGUCAAAUCAAGCAGCACCGGAUGAUGCUCAAGGAGGAACUUGUUUCGGCUCGUGGACCCUACAAGUCCGUUGAAGAGCUUUGGGAUGGAGAGCUUUAAGGCUUAAGGUUUAACCUUUCUUCAACGCUACUCAUGCCUACCUUCUUUACAAGAGAGUACUGAAUUUUGCUGGUUAGGAUAUGCAUGUAAAUAUGUAAUAAGGGUUUGUCUAAGUGCUUCAACUCUAGCUUCUGUGUGUACAAUAUUAUAGAGCUAUUUCUUUGCCCCCCUACUAAAAAAAAAAAGUCUUUCUUGGUCUUUUUUUAA